Molecule: messenger RNA, 1489 nt
Organism: Rhinopithecus roxellana (golden snub-nosed monkey)
Lineage: Eukaryota; Metazoa; Chordata; Mammalia; Primates; Cercopithecidae
Gene: CBX5
Product: chromobox 5
Exons: 5
Coding region: 163-738 (191 amino acids)
Biological process (GO): chromatin organization; negative regulation of transcription by RNA polymerase II
Cellular component (GO): nucleus; pericentric heterochromatin
Molecular function (GO): chromatin binding
Source: RefSeq, a predicted model, not a curated record
GAUCCGUUUUGGCGGGCGGUUGGCGUUGCGCAGAAGGCGGCGGCGGUGGUGGCUAGUGGUGCGGCCUCACCAAACAGGAACAGGGCAGACGUUAGCGUGAGUGAUCACUCUCAAUCCCGGGGACCCGGUGGCCUUAGUCUUUCAGGUGGAACGGUGUGCAACAUGGGAAAGAAAACCAAGCGGACAGCUGACAGUUCUUCUUCAGAGGAUGAGGAGGAGUACGUUGUGGAGAAGGUGCUAGACAGGCGUGUAGUUAAGGGACAAGUGGAAUAUCUACUGAAGUGGAAAGGCUUUUCUGAGGAGCACAAUACUUGGGAACCUGAGAAAAACUUGGAUUGCCCUGAGCUAAUUUCCGAAUUUAUGAAAAAGUAUAAGAAGAUGAAGGAGGGUGAAAAUAAUAAACCCAGGGAGAAGUCAGAAAGUAACAAGAGGAAAUCGAAUUUCUCAAACAGUGCCGAUGAUAUCAAAUCCAAAAAAAAGAGAGAGCAGAGCAAUGAUAUCGCUCGGGGAUUUGAGAGAGGACUGGAACCAGAAAAGAUCAUUGGGGCAACAGAUUCCUGUGGUGAUUUAAUGUUCCUAAUGAAAUGGAAAGACACAGAUGAAGCUGACCUGGUUCUUGCAAAAGAAGCUAACGUGAAAUGUCCACAAAUUGUGAUAGCAUUUUAUGAAGAGAGACUGACAUGGCAUGCAUAUCCUGAGGAUGCGGAAAACAAAGAGAAAGAAACAGCAAAGAGCUAAAGGAGGGGAUGGUCUCUGUCAUUUCUCUUUGUACAUAAUACAUUCACCUCCCUGCCUCCUCUCCCUUCUACCCAACCCUUUCUAUCCUAAACACAUCCAUAAAAAAUGUGCUUAUCACUGUGCUCCACAGGAGAAAUGUUGGUAUUGGUUCUCUUGUAACAUAACUGAUGGUCUGAUUAAUGAUGAGUGUCUCUCUGUGAAGACCAGGCAUUUACAUACUGAGUGUAAUACCCACAAUUUUUUUUUUCCUUUGCCCUGAUCUCUUCCUGCUCCCCUGUGACCUCAAGAUGAGUUUUAACUUUUUAAUCACCUUAGAGUCUUGAUCUUUUCAGGUUGGUCGAUUUUUAGAUUGGGGGAUUUUGUCACAAUGAUGUUGAAUUUUGGUUUCUUGCUUUGGUUCUUAGAACAUGUUGCUGACUAGCUGGCCUUUGUUCUGACAUGUUGAGAUGCAAAGGAUGUUGCCCGUCUGUUAAAAAGCCAAUAGCAACUGCCUACCUGUUGGGGCUUUCCCAACCUUGUUCAGCUCUACCCAGGAGAAUACAGGGUUUCUGGUGUGGUCUUCUGGGCCACCCUCUGUUGUUCAUCCUCACUCAUCUUCCCAGAAUUACUCCAUCCUUUGGAAGAUUUGAAAUUUUACACUGAAAUUUGUCAAGACACUCUUUUUAGCCCCAGGACUUUUGGUCUUGCUUUUAGCACUCUCCACUUAUGCUUCUGUAAAGUGAUAUCAAUUUGUGAUAAAAUGACAAGAGUA